GCCGGUUUUUUGGCGAUUGUCGCGUCGUUCCGGGUAUUUUCGGAGAAAACUGAGGUAAAAUCAUUAAAAUCAUUACUACAAACGCUUCAAUUAGUUCGUUAAAGACUCUAGCAAUGUUUUGAUAUAAAAAUAACCCCGAAAUUCGGGAUAUUACGAGUGCUGGGGGAUAAUUUCCCUUGUUAACACUUGGGCCGAAUGGCGGACGGUGUUUUCACUCUCCGAACCAUUUUCAGAGGAAAAUAAAACUGCAUCUCGUAAUAAAUGACUAAUAGUUGAACAAUUCAUGAUAAAUGACAAUGAACAAAGGUUCUAGUGUUGUUGGAUUAUUAUUCUGACAAUAGCUGAACUAAUAGUUGAACAAUUCAUGAUAAAGGACAAUGAACAAAGGCUUUUGUGUUGGAUUAUUAUUUUGGCAAAAUUGGUGGUAAAAUCCCACAUGAGAUGGCGUUUGUCAUGCCGUUCUUGCAAAUUGACGAGUGCUUUGAUGGUUUUGGACAUAAAUUGCUGAUUGAACUGGAUUUUGGAAUUGACUAAAUACUAAUUAAUUAAUUAAGUGUUAAUAAAAGUGUGGGGAGGGAAAGUGUCAGCGGUUUUUAGUGAGUGAAAAGUGUUAAAGUGAGUGUUACAAUUUCUUUGUUGUCGGUUCGUUGCACAAUGCACAAGAUGGCAGCUUGUGUUUCUGGUGAGACUUGAGUUCAAACGACAAAAGUGACUAGUGAAUAGUGUUUUAUCCGGUUCCUGAGAAAACAUCUCCGGGGAGUCAGGUGCUGCUUUUGGAGGUGAAUCCUUAUCACCCAACACCGGUGGGAGUGAAGAGGAAGGGAGUGACGAGUUUUAGAGAUGGCUAUGCCCCAGGCUGGAGGUAUGGAUCCCUGGACUAUUCAACCCAGGGAGAAAGUUCACUACAAGGAGCAGUUUGAGUCACUUAAACCAGUGAAUGGAGUUGUCACUGGUGAACAGGCUAAAGGAUUUUUAUUGCGCUCUCAGCUGCCACCACCGAUUUUGGGGCAGAUCUGGGCGCUCUCGGAUACUGAUGCCGAUGGAAAAAUGGAUGUCAAUGAGUUCAGCAUUGCCUGCAAGCUGAUCCAUUUGAAAUUGAGAGGUCUCGAGGUGCCACAGACACUGCCUCCCACUCUCGUUCAGAGUCUACAAUCACCAAUAGCAGCUCCUCAGACGGUAUCAAAUGGAGGAUUUCAGAAUGUCAGCUCUCUAGUGAAUCUUGGUGGAGCACCAGCUCAGCCAGUGAUGACAGCACCUGGAAGGCCAGUUGUUCCGCCAAUGCAGGCGCCACUUGGCUCGCGACAAUUUAGUGGUGCUAGUGGUACACUUCCAACAAAUAAUCCAGCUAAACCACCCGCUAGACCUGCACCACCCUUCAUGGGUAACGUAAGUACAGCAGUAUCACCAGUUCCUGGGCCGCCCCAGAGACCCGCCCCACCAGUCAAUAUCGGUGCUGGUUUCAACGCAACGACUGGUAUUCUACCACCACCGAAGCCCGCUCCACCGUCAUUUCCAAAUAGUCCAGUUGCUUCAGCUGCUCCAGUGGUGCAGCCCCAGGUUGUUUCGGGCAUUCAGCAGAUGCCAAUGGGAGUUCCUGUCGUUCCAGUCGUUCCAGUCGUUCCAAUGCCUGGAGGUGCUCCUAUAGCACCUCUCAAUACAACUCCAGCGCCAAUUCAGGCCUUUGGUAUGGGCCAGAUGAUUCCCAGUGUAUCUGGAGUGCCUCUGGUCCCUGGGAUGAUGCCAUCGGUUCCCUCGAAUGGAAUUUCAGCGAUUCAUCAGCCAUCAGUGGUACCAGCAGCGAUGGCAGGGGUAAUGGGCACUCCAGUUUCUACGAAUACUCCAUUGAGCACUACUGCAAGACCUCCUAGUAUUGACAGAGUGGGUUCCAUUGACUCGCAGCACAGCCAACAGAGUCAGCACAGUCAGCACAGUCAGCAGUCAGUGACUUCUCCACCCACUGUCGAGUGGUCAGUGCCCCAUCAGACAAAGCUCAAGUAUACCCAGAUAUUCAACACCUGCGACAGAACGAGGACUGGAUUUUUAUCAGGGCCACAAGCAAGAAAUAUCAUGGUACAGACACAAUUGCCACAGAAUAUUCUUGCUAAAAUUUGGGGACUAUCUGAUAUGGAUUCAGAUGGUCGACUUGGGUGUGAGGAAUUUGUCCUGGCAAUGCAUCUGUGUGAUGUUGCAAAAGCUGGUGAGACUAUUCCCGACAAAUUGACACAAGAUCUUGUUCCACCCACGUUUCGUCGUCAGCGCCAGAGUAGUAUCACCUCUGGUGGUGUACCUGAGGUCGUUGAUCCAUCAGCUGGUAUGCCACAGUCCUCAUUCGAGGACAAACGCAAGGAGAAUUAUGAGAAAGGCAAGGCUGAGCUUGAUCGCAGGCGAAAAUCACUUCUGGAGCAGCAGCGCAAGGAGCAGGAGGAGAGAGAGCGCAAGGAGCGAGAGGAGGCUGAUAAAUUGGAGAAAAUACGACUGGAGCAGGAGCGUCGACGACAGGCGGAGAUUGAGAAGCAGAUGUUGCGUCAGCGUGAGAUCGAGCAGGAGAAGGAGGAGCAGAGAAAGAGGGCGCAGGAUCAGAGGGAGGCUGCGAGAAAGGAGAUGGAGAGACAGAGACAACUCGAGUGGGAGACGCAGAAGUCUCAGGAGCUUCAGGGACAGCGUCAGAAGGAGCAGGACAUUCUGCUGAAGCUCAAAGCCAAGAAUCAAACACUCACUAUCGAGCUGGGAACACUCAAUGACAAAGUUAAGGAGCUCUCUCAGAAAAUUUGCGAUACUAGAGUUGGUGUUUCUGGUGUUAAGACAACAAUUGAUGGUAUGAGAGCUACCAGGGACUCGCAGCAGCAGGAGAUGACAGCUUUGAAGAAUAAAUUGCGAGAGCAGAACCAGAGAUUAUUGACUCUCAGUCAGGAGAAGGCGAGAAUUGAGGCGAAGAAUAAAAUGAAUGCAGCCCAGGAUUCAGCUGGACAGGAGGCAAUGAGAAUGGCAUUUGCUAAUAAACAGAUAACUCUCAAGCAGAUGAAGGACAAGAUCGAGGAUUUGGAGAAACAGAUUACUGAGAAGAAUCAGGAUAUCGAGAAUAAUAAUGGGCAGCUUGAGGAAAUGAGGGAGAAGAUGAAAACACUGGCGAGUGAUUGCAAGGGGCUGUACAAGAGUUUUGAUGUUAAGAGGGGUCAGAUAUUGGAGCUGAGGGGAGCUGUUACAUCUGGGGGUGUGGAUUAUGCCAGUGCAGCGUGGGCUGAGAGCACUUGGAACGAUCCAGUGACAGCUGCCAAUGAUUCAUGGCCAGUUGACACUAAUGAGGCUGAUAUUGAGCCGGGAAUAGUCAAGUAUAGAGCUCUCUAUGAAUUUGUAGCGAGAAAUGACGAGGAGAUAUCGUUUCAGCCGGGUGAUAUUAUUCUGGUGCCACCUGUGCAGAAUAAAGAGCCUGGGUGGAUGGCUGGUGAGAUCAGGGGACACACUGGAUGGUUUCCAGAGUCUUAUGUUGAGCCUGUUGAUGGUAAUGAGGGGAGCAAAUUUGUCCAGCAGGACUCGGUGGAGAGGAAGCCUCUUGAGGAGAUCGCUGAGGUCCCUGAGAAUGUCUCGGAGGCUGGAUCACUUGGAGAGACUCAGGUCCCUGGUGAUGUCGGUGGAAGGGAGGGAAAGUAUUAUGUCGCUUUGUAUCAGUAUUCUUCCACGGAGCCUGAUGAUCUCAGCUUCAAUGAGGGGGAAAUAAUCGAGGUGACGAAGGACGAGGGCGAGUGGUGGUCGGGCAUCAUUGGGAACAGGAGUGGAUAUUUUCCCUCAAAUUACGUUGAGAAAUGUGAACCAAAUAUCAAUCAGGUUGCACAAGUUACGGCAGCUCCUGUUCAGGCAACUACUCCAGCACCUGUUCAAGUCUCUCCAACGACAGAAAAAACAGCUGAGCAGAUCGAGGAUGAGCGACAGGCUGCUGAGGACAGGGCUGAGCUUCCUGAUUUCACUGCUAUGGCUUCGCAACAGUAUUACAAGGGUCGAGGGAGAAAACCAGAGAUUGUCCAGGUCCUGGCACCUUAUCAGGCAACCAGUGCUGAACAGCUGGACCUUCAGAGAGGACAGCUCAUCAUGAUCAGGAAAAAGACUGAUUCUGGAUGGUGGGAGGGGGAAUUGCAGGCGAGGGGUAAAAAACGACAGAUUGGGUGGUUCCCAGCGUCUUACGUUAAACCAUUGACUAGCAGCAGCAAUAGGUCAACACCUGUGUCCCAUGGUUAUCAGGACUCUCCCACAGAUCCAAAUGUUGAACGAGUGAUGGCACUGUAUCCUCAUCAAGCUCAGAAUGACGAUGAGUUGAGUUUUGAUAAGGGCGAGGUGAUAACAGUCCUGGCGAAGCAGGAGGAGGCCUGGUGGAAGGGUGAACUCAACGGCAUCAUUGGAAUAUUUCCAAGCAACUACGUGACACCUAUGUCUGAUUGCGACUACGUCAUCUCCUCGGUGGAUCCAGUGGAGUUGAAGCGGCAGGAUUACAUCAGGGAGCUGAUAGCCACGGAGGAGGCGUACAUAAACGACAUGAGACUAGUCCACGAGGUGUUCGAGAAGCCACUGAUACAGAGCAUGGUCCUAACCGUUGACGAGGUCGAGAGAAUAUUUGUCAACUGGCGAGACAUAAUAGCCUGCAACGACAACUUCCUGAGAACAUUGAGAAUCAGACGAGACAACAGUGAGGAUGGUACCGUGAGAAUGAUCGGUGAUAUCCUCUGUGAGAAUAUCCCAAGGAUGUCUGCGUACGUGAGAUUCUGCAGCUGUCAAAUAUCAGCAGCUGUUUAUCUUCAGAGGCUGACGGAGACGUGCCCUGAAUUCGUGGCAAUCGCUCAGGUGUGUCAGCAGGAUCCGAGGACCAAGGGGAUGCCUUUGAGUUCAUUUCUCAUAAAACCCAUGCAGAGGAUCACCAAGUAUCCCCUGAUUAUCAGUAAAAUUCUCGAGUACACACCGUUCGAGCAUCCUGACAGGCAGUACCUCACGGAGGCACUCGCCAAGGCAGAGGAAUUCUGCACUCAGGUCAAUGAAGGUGUCAGGGAGAAGGAGAACAGCGAUCGACUCGAGUGGCUUCAGACUCACAUCACUUGCUGUGACAGUGUACUCGAGGAGAAACUCAUUUUUAACUCAUUGACAAACUCUGCGGGUCCCAGGAAACUUCUGCAUUAUGGAAUUCUUCAUAAGGCGAAAAGUGGUAAAGAACUUGUGGCAUUUCUCACCAAUGAUUUUCUUCUAUUUGCUCAACCUCUGAAGGCACUACCAACUGGUCAGCAGUUUUCUUUCGAGAGGAAUGAAAAGAACAAGUUCAAGCUCUACAGGAAGACAAUUUUCCUGAAUGAACUGACAAUGAUCGGAGAGACUGAGCCCAAUGGCAAUUCUAAUAUCAUUCACACAGACGCGAACGAUAAUACAUCGAGAAUUCUAGGUCUACGUGACUCCACUAAAAAACCGAUACUUCUACUGGCACCUUCCACUAAUGAGUGCCACUUGUGGGUGAAAAAGAUCAACGAAGCGCGUAAGCAAUUCGCGAGGAACGAGAAAAAUCUUCUCCAGCGUCAACGCUCAAGACAAGCGCAAUUUGGUGCUUGUGGCAGGAUCCUGGCGACAGUGCUGCAGGGAAGCAGCAUAAAAACCCCUGCUGGAAAAUCGAAUGCAUUCUGCAAAGUCUCGAUGGGCUCUCAGGAGGAGAGGACUCCUGUGGUUUCGGGGACAGAUUGUCCGAUGUGGGACACUUCCAUGCAGUUUCAGAUCAAGGACCUCAACGAGGAUACGUUGUGCAUAACAGUAUUCGAUAAAAGCUACUACACACCAGACGAUUUCCUUGGACGAGCGGAAGUUCGAAUUGUCGAUAUAAUGCGCGACUGCAAAGACUCGUGCGGUCCAAUUCAAAAGCGAAUAAAACUACGAGAGGUCGAUAAUGGCGAAGUUGUCCUGAAGCUUGAUCUCCAAUUAUUUGGAAGUUGACAGGGUUCGCCGAAGAAGGGAAUCCUUGAGAUCCUCUUGAGGGGCAGUGCAUUUAUAUCCAAAAAAUAAUUGGAAUUCACGAUCAGUAUAAUACGUUUAUUUAUUACUCAAUUAAUCAUCAGUGCAGUAGUACAAAAGGAAAACGAGGAAAAUCAAUAAGCUAUCAUUAAUCAAUAAGAAAUUCAAUUAAUAAUUGAUCACAAGAUGACUUGACAUUUUUUUUUUUUUUUCAUUUAAUUAAUGUUGAAAGGGAGUGAUGAUUGAAUUUUCCUCGAUUUCCGAUAGAUCAAUCACUGAUUAAUUACGAAAUAAUCCACCCACAAGACUUGAUACAACGAACAAAGAUAAAAUUACAUUCAAUUAAUAUAUCGAGUCGUGAUACGUACAUGCAGUUGUGGCAUGUGUGUACCAAGACGAUUAGUUAAUAACGAAAAACACAUUUUAUAUUUAAAAAUUCGUACAUAUGCGAACAGUAUCGGAGUAAUUUAUCACGAUGAAAAUUACUCGAUUAAAGAUUCGGUACUACCGCAUACGUACAAAGUACAUUCCACGUUUGAAUAAAUAUACAAUUUAUUAUUUAUAUAAAAACAAAUCAGCGAUAAAUGGGAGAUGAGAGAGCGGAGAUCAUAGAGUUGUCUGAGGAGUCAGGAGACAUCGCAGACAUCUAGAUAAUGACAAUGAACAAAUUAUUAUACCACUUACUAACUUAAUGAGUGAGAAGAGAAGAGUUUGAGGAAUAAUG
Messenger RNA from Fopius arisanus, 6697 nucleotides. It is a transcript of the gene Dap160, whose product is annotated as dynamin associated protein 160. Gene Ontology annotation, biological process: positive regulation of Rho protein signal transduction. Gene Ontology annotation, molecular function: calcium ion binding; guanyl-nucleotide exchange factor activity; protein binding. The record is from RefSeq and is a predicted model, not a curated record. Bases 841 to 5955 code for a protein of 1704 amino acids. The transcript is spliced from 19 exons. Lineage: Eukaryota; Metazoa; Arthropoda; Insecta; Hymenoptera; Braconidae.